Setaria italica (foxtail millet) is the source of this 1673-nucleotide messenger RNA. RefSeq names its product katanin p60 ATPase-containing subunit A-like 2. The transcript has 12 exons. Lineage: Eukaryota; Viridiplantae; Streptophyta; Magnoliopsida; Poales; Poaceae. The record is from RefSeq and is a predicted model, not a curated record. Gene Ontology annotation, molecular function: ATP binding; ATP hydrolysis activity. Bases 209 to 1426 code for a protein of 405 amino acids.
GGCUCCCGGCCGCUUGUCUGUUGUUUAUUCCCCUCAGCCGGUCAGCAGCCCAACCGCACCCCCUCUUCGGCUCUUCCUCCACCCCGCUAGCUGCUUCCAGAGAGCUCGCGUCGCGCGUGCGUGGGUGGGUGGGUGCGUGCGUGCGGCCGGCGAAGCAGCGCAGCACCGCACCACCCCCUCACGCCGUCACGCGCGCGCGCGCGUCUCGAUGGCCGACGACGGCGAGCCUUCCAUCACGCGCUGGACCUUCGAGGACUUCGAGGUCUACUACGAGGUGCGCCUCGGCAUCCGCCGCGAGCCCGCGGAGGGCGACGGUGACGACCGCGACGAUGGCCGCCCCCCGCUGCGCGGAUCCGACCAACUGUCCGGCCGACCCGCCGUGUCACGCGCCAACGGGGGCGCGGACCUCGCUGUCUUCGAGCAGUUCGAGCGGAUGGAGAGGAAGGUGGAGAUGCGCAAUGGGGCUAUAGAGGACGGGCCGCCGCAGAAACCUCUGCUUCCUUCAUUUGAAUCCGCAGAAACGCGCAACUUAGCCGAGACAUUGUUGAGGGAUAUAAUUCGUGGGAGCCCAGAUGUCAAAUGGGAAAGCAUAAAAGGUCUGGAGAAUGCAAAGCGGCUUCUCAAAGAAGCAGUUGUCAUGCCCAUCAAAUAUCCCAAGUACUUCACAGGCCUAUUAUCACCUUGGAAAGGUAUACUACUAUUUGGUCCACCUGGGACAGGAAAGACGAUGCUAGCAAAAGCUGUGGCUACUGAAUGCAAAACUACCUUUUUCAAUAUUUCUGCCUCAUCAAUUGUGAGCAAGUGGCGUGGUGACUCGGAGAAACUAGUGAAAGUCUUAUUUGAGCUUGCAAGGCAUCAUGCACCAUCUACCAUUUUCCUUGAUGAGAUUGAUGCUAUAAUUAGUCAACGUGGUGAAGCUCGUAGUGAACAUGAAGCUAGCCGACGAUUGAAAACUGAGCUGUUAAUACAGAUGGACGGGUUGACUAAGACAGAUGAGCUUGUUUUUGUUCUAGCGGCCACAAAUUUACCAUGGGAGCUGGAUGCAGCAAUGCUGCGUCGGCUGGAGAAGCGUAUUCUUGUACCAUUGCCAGAGCCAGAUGCUAGACAUGCUAUGUUUGAAGAGCUCCUGCCAUCUACUACUGGCACAAUGGAGAUUCCCUACGAUGUUCUUGUGGAGAAAACUGAAGGAUAUUCUGGCUCUGAUAUUCGCCUUGUAUGCAAGGAGGCAGCAAUGCAGCCCCUAAGACGGUUAAUGACAGUUCUCGAACGCAAUCAAGAGGUUCCUGAAGAUGAGUUGCCUGAAGUUGGUCCAGUAACGACAGAAGAUAUUGAACUUGCUUUGAGGAAUACAAGGCCGUCUGCUCAUCUUCAUGCACAUAGAUAUGAGAAGUUCAACCAAGAUUAUGGCAGUCAUGUCCAUGGCUGAAGGAGACUGUUGUAAGAUAUUUGUAUUCAGUACGGAACUUGUGCAUGGGCUGAUAGAUAAUGUGGAAUUUCCAUCGAUGGAAUGAAGGUAUCCUUGUAAACACUAUGCUUAUCCUUGUAUGCUGUACAUUAUCAUUCAUUUGAUGAGUAAUAAGCUCUUGGGUAAUUUAGUCCCUGGAAUAAGCAGAAACUAGGACUCUAUGCCUACAUUUGGCUCGAUUUACCUAUUUCUCUGGCGUUACUCUUAA